AUGCGGAGAAUGGGAACAGGAGAUCGUCUCCUGGAUAUCCCCUGCAAGGUGUGUGGCGACAGGAGCUCCGGGAAGCACUACGGAAUUUACAGUUGCGACGGUUGUUCCGGGUUCUUCAAAAGAAGCAUUCAUCGUAAUCGAGUGUACACCUGCAAAGCGGCCGGCGACCUAAAGGGACGUUGUCCUAUUGACAAGACGCACCGAAACCAGUGUCGGGCCUGCAGACUCAACAAGUGUUUCCAGGCGGCAAUGAACAAGGACGCAGUACAGCAUGAACGCGGUCCUCGGAAGCCGAAGCACCAUCAGCACCACUCGAAGGACCUGCACCAUCAUCAUCAUCACCACCACAUUGGCUCCUCGGCUGUACUCGGUGGAGUGCCCGUUCUACAGGCGCCUGCAGACGGGACUUCGACCAAACUUCUAUUUCCCGGAGCGGUGGCUCCACAAGCGAAACCACCGGCAAUUGGGACGGCGUCAACUGGCGGGGAACACGCAUCAGUCGCACCUCCGGCAUCCGCCAUGUUCCUAGGGCACCAGCCACCACCUCCCGGUCUUCUGCAGCUCCUCAUGUCCGCAGAGAAGUGCCAGGAAUUCAUCUGGAGCACGAAAUUGAACGAAGCAGAGAGACUGUCAGUUGCCAGCAUCCCUCAACCAAGUCCCUUGCCUCUCCCACUGUCGCCGACGUGGGAAGUUCUACAGGAAACGACAGCUCGAUUGCUCUUUAUGGCGGUGAGGUGGGUUCAAUGCCUGGCACCGUUCCAGACUCUGUCCACGAGAGACCAGCUGCUGCUACUUCAGGAGUCUUGGAAAGAAUUAUUCUUAUUACACUUGGCUCAGUGGUCCAUUCCCUGGGACCUCUCAGCUCUUUUCGGCUGCAGUAAGGCCAGAGACCGCCUCCCGCAAGAUGACAUUACCAACAACGAAAUUAAAACCAUACAGGAAAUAAUGGGAAGAUUUCGUCAGUUGUCGCCAGAUGGCAGUGAGUGCGGUUGUAUGAAAGCUGUUAUCCUCUUUACACCAGAGACAGUGGGCCUGUGUGACGCCCAACCUGUGGAGAUGCUGCAAGAUCAGGCACAAUGCAUCCUGGGAGAUUACGUCAGAAGUCGCUACCCUCGUCAACCGACACGAUUCGGCCGUCUUUUGUUGCUAGUACCGAGCUUGAGGGCAGUGAGACAAGUUACCGUCGAACAACUUUUCUUUAAAGAAACCAUCGGCGAAAUUCCAAUCCAGCGACUCUUAGGGGACAUGUACAAUAUGGAAAAGUACACGUAA
Zootermopsis nevadensis is the source of this 1272-nucleotide messenger RNA. The record is from RefSeq and is a predicted model, not a curated record. NCBI's taxonomy places the organism in Eukaryota, Metazoa, Arthropoda, Insecta, Blattodea, Termopsidae.